AUGGUCAAUAGAAAUAAUGUGACUGAGUUCAUUUUUACCGGCCUUUUCCAGGAUCCAGGGGUGCAGAGAGUGUGCUUUGUGGUGUUUCUUCCCGUGUACCUGGCCACAUUGGUGGGCAAUGGCCUCAUCAUCCUGACAGUCAGGAUCAGCAAGAGUCUGCAUUCCCCCAUGUACUUCUUCCUUGGCUACCUGUCCCUGGUGGAGAUUAGUUACUCCUCUACUAUUGUCCCUAAAUUAAUCACCGACUUACUUGCAAAGAUCAAGUCCAUUUCCCUGGAGGGCUGUCUGGCUCAUGUGUUCUUCUUCCAUUUCGUUGGGGUCACUGAGAUCCUUUUGCUGGUGGUGAUGGCUUAUGACCGCUAUGUGGCCAUCUGCAAGCCUCUUCAUUAUAUGUCCAUUAUGAGCCGUGACUUGUGUCAUGUACUAGUUGCUGGUUCCUGGCUGGGGGGCUUUUUGCACUCCAUAAUUCAGGUUUUCAUCAUCCUCCAGUUGCACUUCUGUGGCCCUAAUGUGAUCGACCACUACUUCUGUGAUCUUCAGCCAUUAUUCAAGCUUAUCUGUACUGAUACCUUUGUAGAGGGGGUCACUGUAAUGGCCAACAGCGGCUUAAUCACCCUGUGCCCCUUCCUCAUCUUGGUGUCCUCUUAUAUCAUCAUCCUGUUCCACUUGAGAAACCAUUCUGCAGAGGGGAGGCACAAAGCCCUCUCCACCUGUGCCUCCCACAUCACAGUGGUUAUCUUGUUCUUUGGACCUGCCAUCUUCCUCUACAUCCGACCCUCCUCCACCUUCACUGAGGACAAACUAGUGGCCGUGUUCUACACGGUGAUCACACCCAUGCUGAACCCUAUCAUCUACACACUUAGAAAUGCAGAGGUGAAAAAUGCCAUGAGGAGGUUUUGGGGAAGAAAAUGA
This is a messenger RNA of Choloepus didactylus (southern two-toed sloth), 912 nucleotides long. Its product is annotated as olfactory receptor 4B1-like. The transcript has a single exon. Gene Ontology annotation, cellular component: membrane. Gene Ontology annotation, biological process: G protein-coupled receptor signaling pathway. The record is from RefSeq and is a predicted model, not a curated record. NCBI's taxonomy places the organism in Eukaryota, Metazoa, Chordata, Mammalia, Pilosa, Megalonychidae. Bases 1 to 912 code for a protein of 303 amino acids. Gene Ontology annotation, molecular function: G protein-coupled receptor activity; olfactory receptor activity.